Drosophila grimshawi is the source of this 1494-nucleotide messenger RNA. RefSeq names its product solute carrier family 25 member 40. The transcript has a single exon. The coding region runs from base 227 to 1423 and encodes 398 amino acids. The record is from RefSeq and is a predicted model, not a curated record. NCBI's taxonomy places the organism in Eukaryota, Metazoa, Arthropoda, Insecta, Diptera, Drosophilidae. Gene Ontology annotation, biological process: mitochondrial transmembrane transport.
AGAAUACACCAUACCACAUAACGGCAUUAAAAUACACUGAGCUGCUAUUAAAUGGAGCUGCCACCCAGCAAAAUCCAAAUGUAAUUGUCAAAACACAGGCUGCUGGCAACGCCGAUCUGAAUUUUACACAUUUCUCCCAUAUUUAUACAAAACUUUUAAUUCGAAACGAUUUCUCGGUCCACUGUCAAACAAUUAGAGCAGAAAGGAAAUCACCGAUGCUGAAGCCAUGUCCAAGCAAGAUGCUCCCAUUGUCAUAAGCCUGCUUCACGCAGGCGGAGAAAGCAACAGCGACAGCAGCAACAAGCCAAGAGUCCAUCACAAACAGGUGUUCCAUGAUCCGCGCUUUCAGAUCCGCCCACUGCAGCAGGUUGCGUCAGCAUGCACUGGUGCAAUCAUCACUGCCUUCCUAAUGACUCCGCUGGAUGUGAUCAAGACGCGAAUGCAGUCGCAGCAGUCGCAGUCGAACAAGUGCUUCCUCUACUGUAAUGGCCUGAUGGAUCAUCUGUUCAGGUGUGGCACCCAAGCGCAUCACACAGCCCGCGGCACAUUGACGCCACAUUUUCGCAGCACACUGGAUGCCCUCAUAAAGAUUAGUCGACACGAGGGCAUAGGCGCGCUCUGGUCUGGCUUGGGUCCCACAUUGGUAUCGGCGCUGCCUUCGACUAUCGUCUACUUCGUAGCUUAUGAGCAGUUCAAAGUCAGAUAUAUUUCCCUCUACCAGCGAUACUUUGAACGGUCUCAGAAUCUGAAUCGGAAACCGCCCCUGCUAGUGCCCAUGUUGUCUGGAAUAACGGCUCGCAUUUGUGCAGUCAGCUUUGUCAGUCCCAUUGAGCUGGUGAGAACAAAGAUGCAAUCGGAGCGGCUCAGCUAUGCUCAGGUAAUGCAGUUUGUGCGUAACAUAAUUGCAUUGCAGGGUAUAGCUGGCUUGUGGCGUGGCUUACCCCCUACCAUACUGCGUGAUGUGCCCUUCUCGGGCAUAUAUUGGCCCGUUUACGAGUACCUAAAGUACUGGAUCAGCAAUAGCAGCGAUGAGCACACUUCGUUUGGCUUUAACUUCGUGGCCGGAGUUUUGGCCGGUUCGUUGGCAGCGAUCGUCACAUGUCCCUUCGAUGUGAUCAAAACGCACGAGCAGAUCGCCUUUGGGGAGCGCGUCAUCUUUACGGAUACGCCCAGCAAAGAGAUGAACAAGCAGUCCACCUAUAAUCGCUUAGUGGCCAUCUAUCGUGCCUUCGGCCUGCGUGGACUCUUUGCCGGUUACGGGCCACGACUGUUUAAGGUGGCUCCUGCUUGUGCUAUUAUGAUAUCCACCUUCGAGUAUAGUAAAUUAUAUUUCUUCUAUUACAAUGUGGAACAGCAUAACAAACAGCUGCUGAUUAACAAUCCCAAUGCCAAGUUGGUCAAGUUUGAUGACAUGCAACAGUAAACUUCAUAAAUUGUAUCAUUAUUUCUCUCUUCUUUUUUAUAAAUAAGCUGUGCGUAUAUUUAAUGUCAUAA